CGCCACUCUCCUACCACUCGGGCCUAACCAACUAAAACCCGCCACGUCAUCGUAAACUCUUAUUUCCCGUGAGUUAGGGAUCUUUACUUGUAAGGAACCAGACAUGACCGCAGAGUCACACACCAAACCUUUGAGAGUUUUUGUCGCCUCUGAUAUGGAAUCCAUUGUGGGGGCGACACAAACAAAAUAUCUUCUUUUCUUCUUGGUCUUUUAUCAUAAGAUAUUUUCUAGCUUCCCAUCUAUAUAGAAAAAAGAAGAAGAAGAAAGUUUAGAAACUUUUAGAUUUGGGUUGAGCUUGUUUGAUCUUACAAUUUUAAAUUUAGCACUAGAUUUCAGAAGGUACCAAUCUGGUUUCUUCUAGAGUUUCUAAAUUUCCUUGUUCUUGAGGUUACUUGUGGAAGAAGUAAUUAAUAGGGUUUGUUGUGAGAUUAGGAAGAAGAAGAAAGAUGGGAGGAAUGAAAGAUGAGGCGAAGAGGAUAGCAAUUCAUCCAUUGUUCCAAAGGGUUCAUCUGAAUGAUACUGGAAGAAAUGGCAAAUCAAUGUCUCUCCAUAAACGUUCCAGUCUCCCUUCUCUGACCAACAAGAUCUCUGAUUCUUCUUCUACUCUCUCUCUGUCUCUUCCUCCUCCAGCCGACAAUGCCUGUCUCACUACUGAUCAACCUGAAAAGAAUCACUUUUCACCAAUCUGCAACACUUCUCCAACAACAAACCUUGAAGAGAAGCUGAAUAAAACCGCCAUGAAUUAUCCAAGUCCCAGAGAAUCAUCAGUUACUAAUACUAAGCCAAGUUCAAUAAAACAAAAUGAGUACCAUUUCAAGAGCCUUGCCAACUUGGAUUCUCUUAAGGUUCCUGUUCUUAGACGCUCACAAACAGAUCCACAAGCAGACACAGAUUUGUCAGUACUCCAGUUUUGUAAUAGCGGAGGAGAAGCUGAUGGUUCGAAGGCUGCCCUGAACAAUCUUCAUAUUCCAGAACUCCUUUUGCCACAAUGUUUUGAAGAUGAAAGCCAGAAUGAGUCUCUUAAUGUGAUGAAAACUCAAAAGAAGCCCAAAACUGUGCCUCCGUGUGAGCAAGAUGUCUCAGACUGCUCUGAGAUUGACUCCUUGUCUGGUAUUAGUGCAUCUUCUAAUGAUGCUGCAAGAGUGAUUGGUGAUAAGAGGUUUUGGAAGAUGAGAACUUACAUGAUCAAUCAGCAGAAGAUCUUUGAGGCUCAAGUGUUUGAGUUGCAUAGACUGAUAAUGGUUCAAAAGAUGGUUGCAAGAUCACCAAACUUGGUCCUCAAAAGUAGGUUUAAUGGUGAUACAAUGAGGUUAUCCCAUUCCCAUCUGCCGGAAAUGGCUGCUUCAAAGGUUAAAAAAACAAUCACCAAGAAGCACAAACCUGUAACUGAAGAAUAUCCAGAUCAUAUGAAACCAAAGGUUCCUCUACCUUCAAUAAACAAAGACCUCAUGACCCCAAUGUGGCCACAGCAGCUAGUUCCUCCUCCUGGAAACCAAUGGUUAGUUCCUGUAAUGACUCCUUCAGAAGGUUUGGUCUAUAAACCAUACGCAGGACCAUCUCCUCCUCCUUCUUCAGCUUUCAUGGUUCCAUUUUAUGGACAAGAUUCGCUCAACCCAACACUAGGUUUCCCUGUUUCUACUCAACUUAGCCACAACUACUUCCCACAGCCCAAUGCUAGGACAAGCCUUGACCAAACAAACCCAUUUGGUCAGCUUCAAAGAUGGUCCAACACAUCAAGCCACAUGACUCAAGCUGUUCCAUUUUCCUUAAAGAAGUCUCAGGAGUCUAAUGACAGUGAUGUACAUGGAAGUACAGCUUCAAGUCCACCAGAGAAGCAUAAAUCAGAUGUGCUUCCUCUUUUCCCUACAGAGCCUACUCAUCACACUGAUGAGUACGAGCAGAAACAGAAACCGAUGCGCCGUGCCAUUAGAGCCAUUCCUCAUAAUUCAACAUCUGCCUCUGAAUCUGCUGCAAGAAUCUUCCGUUCCAUUCAGGAAGGACUCAGAUCAUAUGAUUAGUUAGUUUUGUUUUACAUUCCACAUUCUUUUGCUCAAUAUCAUCUAGUUUAGAUUACUCUUCAUAUGAAGAUGUAAAUCAGUACUGUCACUAUAUACAUAAGACAUACACACACAUGUUAUAUUGAUAUUGUAUUUGACAUACAGCAAAUAAAAGAUAGAUUGUUUUUGUUCCGUUAAA
Molecule: messenger RNA, 2196 nt
Organism: Brassica napus (rape)
Lineage: Eukaryota; Viridiplantae; Streptophyta; Magnoliopsida; Brassicales; Brassicaceae
Product: protein HEADING DATE 3B
Exons: 4
Coding region: 447-2018 (523 amino acids)
Biological process (GO): regulation of photoperiodism, flowering
Source: RefSeq, a predicted model, not a curated record